This is a messenger RNA of Dreissena polymorpha, 2288 nucleotides long. RefSeq lists its product as uncharacterized. The transcript has 12 exons. The record is from RefSeq and is a predicted model, not a curated record. NCBI's taxonomy places the organism in Eukaryota, Metazoa, Mollusca, Bivalvia, Myida, Dreissenidae. The coding region runs from base 88 to 1938 and encodes 616 amino acids.
AUAGUUGAUUGUUGGCAGACGAAUUUUUCGGCAGGUAGAUAAAGAGUCCAUUUCAUAAUAAACACAAGAGCAUUCUUUAUCAUUAACAUGCAUGAAAGAAGUUCUACACAAGGCGAUACACCGCCAUUGAUACUGUUUGCAACGCCGCCACCGCUGGAUCAGUUAAGGGCGCUGACCGUCAACAUCCCGAACACAGUUCCGACUGCCUCACGGUUUCAGCCACAAGUUAUUAAAUGCAGGGAAUUCAUUUUCACAGAACCGGAAGUAAUUGGUACACCCAGUGCGGACAUCAACGACCAUAGUUUUCAUCUUGUCACUAAUGUUUCAUUGAUUCAAUCAGGCAAAAUCCAGAACAGAUUGUCUAGGAUUGGUUUGCAGGUGAGCAGUCCAUAUUCGGUGAGCACAGAGCUGUAUCAAGCCUGUCUGCAGUACACCAUUACAGCUCGUCUGUCUCCCGCAUGGAACAAAGCUGGACCAUGGCUUAUACAGGGAAGAGAUUUCUUGACUCAAAAAGGAUGCUCAAAUGCAGUCAGAAUGGACCUGACUGUGGUUAACAAUGAAUUGUAUUUUACUCUGGUGGCAACAGCCUUGAAACAAGGGCCAUUACAGGUAACAGAUCUAGACAUCCUUGGUCGUCAACUGGAGCGUUACUUUACCAACACUGAUGUUAGUAUAGAACAUGAUCACAUUGCAUCCGACUGGUGCUACAUCUUACCAAGCAUGAAAAGAGGACGUAUUUGGAGCAUCAGUCAUCAUUUACCAGAGGAAAGUCCAUUCACCUCAUAUAAAGACAUCAAACGACAUUGGAAAAACACAUAUGGCUACAGGCUGCCAGAAACUGACGAAGGUCUACACUUCUAUCAGAUUAAUUUUGGGCCGUUUGGUGGAAAACUGUUCACUUACCCUGAGGUGUGUUUGAGGCCAAGAGAAAUGCAGAGGAUGAGUCGCAUUGAUCCCAAGCCAAUACUGCGGUCAUUUGUACUUGAAAUCCAGAGCAAGUUCCCAACUGUGUGUGGACAUCCCAUCAAGCUUCAGUCCAAGGCCAAAUUCACAGUGAAUGAACUUCUGUCCAUAAACCAGUUUCAUUUUAAGGUUGAUCGCGACACGCAUGCAAACCUCAGCCACAAAAUGAAGAACUCCAGGCCUGCAGUGUAUCGCAGCAAAGCAGAGAUGGGGCAACUUCUUGCACAGCAGUCAUCACUCUCUACUCCAAACAUCCAGACAGCCCAGAACCCCAAACCUCUUAUUCAGAUAUUAAGCUUGACACCAGGACCUUCUACAACAAACAUGAGUUCAAUAAUUGAAACUCCAAACCUCAAGCCUAUACCUAGUUCGACUCCAGGCUAUGCUGGGGCCAUUUUGAGUUCAACAUCUAAAACUCCCAACAGAAUUUUUCAGGAUCUUCCAAACAGAAAAUCCAUGACAAAGGGGACGGAAACUCCAAUGUCUUUUGAAAGCAUGAGCUUUCAGGUACCUGGUACACGACAAUUACAGUCUGACACAGCAAGACAACUGUUUCCCAGUUUCAAACCCAUGAAACCAGCAGCAGGGCCCCAGCCAAUGGUGUGCAGUCAGCCAGCAACACGGAUGGUCCCUUCAUUCAGCUCAAAUAAAUCUGCUGCUCAGGCGCAGGCUAGUAAACCAUCAUCCGCUUCAGGUCAAAGAGAACCAAAUGGUUCGAUGCAAUCUGUCAAUGGCAAUCAAUCCCAUAGCUCCGUAAGCACUGGCAAAGUGUUGCCAUUAUUUCAUAAGCACUCCAAACCAGUUCUAACUGCACCAUCAACAAAAUCAACUUCAACAACUUGCAAGCCAAAAUCAGCUGUAACUAAAGAUGCAGGCACAAGUAAAAGGAAACCACCAUCAAAGAGAAAGAAAGAUGGAAAGAAACCGGAGCCAGAGGAGCCAAAGAAGAUGAAACUUCUGAGGCCAGAGGACUGAAAUGCUCGCUUCAUGUCCACAAUGCCUAAAUAAAACUUAAUUAAAUCAUAACAUAUCUAAAAGAAGUCUGUGCACUGUCUUGUUAGAUUUUUUGUUUCCAGUAUCUUAUUAUGAAACAAUGAAACUUAUUAUGAAAAUUUUAACAUAUUUUAGCAUAUUUAAAACAAACUAUGUUUUCACAAAGAUUAUCAUUACUGCCAGUUUUCACUGGUGAACUUUGUUGAUACAACCUGAUGUCUACUGUAUGGAAAAGACUGACACUUUACAAAGACUGUUAUAAAAUGCGUUGUUCAUGCAAUUCAAAAAUGUUACCUAGUUAAAUUUAAGGCAAUUAAAGCUUGUGAAAAGUG